Messenger RNA from Eurytemora carolleeae, 485 nucleotides. RefSeq lists its product as uncharacterized. Bases 89 to 439 code for a protein of 116 amino acids. The transcript is spliced from 5 exons. The record is from RefSeq and is a predicted model, not a curated record. NCBI's taxonomy places the organism in Eukaryota, Metazoa, Arthropoda, Copepoda, Calanoida, Temoridae.
UAAUAACUGAUUGUAUUUCAGAUUUUUUACUCCCAACGGACAGUAUAGCUAUUCAUAUAAAUAGCAUAAAUGUUUGAAAAGUUCAGAUAUGACCUGUACUUACAUUCAGGUUAUUAGAGAAUUUAUUCGUAAAAAAUGCAGUUUUUGUUGGACAUCCGAGGUUUCAGCUGAUACACACUGGGCAACCAACAGCCCAAAGAGCUUGAAAGGUGGCCAUGAUGAGAAGGGUGAGAUCGAUGAGAAGAAAGAGGAGAAGGGUGAGAAUGAUGAGACCUUGGAUGAAAAAUGUUCAAUGUCGGACAGGAACUCUAAAAGUUUGAAUAUUCUAACAAGUACACGAAUAUAUGAUGAAGAUGCUCCGGAAGAUUUUGACGAUUCUAACAAUCCAGAUUUCAGGUGUUCCCGGGUACAAACUGUUGCAUUUUUAUCCUGUUUUUAGGUGUUCCCGGGUUCAAACCGUUCCAUUUCUAAUUUUAUUACAGGUA